Molecule: messenger RNA, 2270 nt
Organism: Cimex lectularius (bed bug)
Lineage: Eukaryota; Metazoa; Arthropoda; Insecta; Hemiptera; Cimicidae
Product: centromere-associated protein E-like
Exons: 5
Coding region: 129-2042 (637 amino acids)
Biological process (GO): cell motility
Cellular component (GO): motile cilium
Source: RefSeq, a predicted model, not a curated record
CAUCAGCCUAAGAGGAAAAUUGUCAUUAAGCUAUGUAGUUUUACAGAUGUUUAAUGAUAUUUAAAGUAAUCCUUUAGUGACCGAUCUCAUUAAAUUUUGUAUCCGUUUCUUAAUAAAAAAUAAAAAACAUGGCCAAAGAAAAGAAAGCUAAGGAAAUUAUGAUUCAGGGCGUUAACGUGGCGAGUUUGAACGAAGCCAACCUAAAAGAACUGUUCCAGAAAAUGGACAACCAACUCAAAGAUCUGAAAGACAAUGAACUUAUGGAAAGACUCGAAACUGAUAUGGUAAAGAAAGCGCUUCAAAGUACUGCUGAAAGGUUGAAAAAGAUCGAGGUGGAGAAUAUGCUUCUCAAACAAGACUUAAUGGAGCAAAAGUCUAAAGGUGGAAGGAUAAAAGGUACGUCGUUCCAAGAAAGGAAAAAACCCCCGGGAGGAUGUUUCAAGCUUAUUGUCAACAACAGGAUGAUAGAUCCUGAGAAAGAAACAGAAACGGAAACUGUAGAAGUUAAAACGCCUCCGGAGAUUUCAGUCGUCCCGAGUAAACUUAUAGCCCCGGAAGAAAGUGUCGAAGAGCAGGUUUCGGAAAGCGAAGCAGAAGAGUCGGUAGAAAGUGAAAACGAAAUUAAUGAAGAAUUGUACAGCACAAAUCAAACUACCAUGGAAGAUAUUAUCGAAGAAGAAGAGACGCCGAAGACCACGUCGUCCGAAAAGGUACAAAGGCCUCCCGUGUUGCUCAACAGGCGUGACAGAUUGAAAGAAAUGGGUGUCCAACUCAAAUCUAUUGGCAUUGUAGUCGAUCCAAACGACCCGUCUUUUUAUAAAUCUGUCAAAGAAGAGAAAAUAAACGAAGUGACCCAAUUAAAACAAGAAAUCAAACUUUACGAGUACGAAUUAGCGAUGGCGUGUCAGGAGAUAGAGAAAGUGUUCAAAUCCCGGUUGUUAUAUUUCAACAGAAUAUGGUCGGAUGAAAUUAAAAGCAAGUUGUUACGAAGGAUUAAAAAAGCAGAGGCGAAAAGAGACCAAACCAACAACAUGAUCCAGGAGAAUGUGAGGUGGAUGGAAAAUAAAAGGGAACGCGAUAGAAAAAAGCUGAGAGCGAAACUUAUUAAUCUAGAUCAAACAAGAACGAAGAUGAUCGAAGACAGGUACAAACGCAAGGAGGAGUACAUAAAAGACAAAUUUCACAUGGAAAAAAUGAUGGUUACAGAAAGCUAUGACACGGUAAUUAAGCAGCUCAAGGAAAACCACAACAUCGUCUACGUGAACACGCAGCAAUUCUUCAGGGACACCGCCGAGAAUGAUAUUUUACUUAUAAUCUCUCUUAAAAAUGAGUUGAAGACCCUUCAAGCGAACAUGGAUAAGAUGGACGAAGAGAUCGCACGGAUGAAGAAUGGGAUAAAAAAGAUCAAAGGGCCUUUGGAAGAGAGUGAAAAGGAGACCAGGUGGAUGGAGACGUUUGUAGCCGCGAUAGCGAAAGACACUAAAAGCAUGGCUUGCCAUGAGAAAUACAACGAAGAACUUCAAAAGACAAUCGACGAGAUACAGAACGAAUGCGUAGCUUUGGAAGAAGACAUCAAAUUGAAAGACAAAACGUACGAAGCCACGAUUAAACUGAAAGACAACGUUGCCGAAUGGAGUGCCAGGUACAAAGACUCCAACGCUUUCGUCAAGCUCAUGAAAGACGCUUAUAAGUUCGAUGCUAAGAAAAUAGAAAGAAUGGAGAACACUCUCAUAUCGAAAGGGCUCAUCCUUCCGAAGCACAUACCACUCAUUCGGAACCUCGUCCACAAAAAAGUGGAAGCGGCCAAAAAAAUCCAGUUCGCACGUCAGAAAGAGGUGAAAGCUUUCAAUGAACUGAUCCACCAGUUGGAGAUUAGAUCAGCCAAUCUUUUGGUGGAUUCUUGGCCGAAAAUCUACAGAAUGGGCGGGGUACCUUACAGGAAAACCCCUGCCAAUUUAUUAGCGACCUACGAUUCCUCGCAAAAGUUUAAAAAACGCCAAUCUAAUCAGUUCGGGGAUUUCAUGUCAGUCAAAAAGAUAUGAAUUUUCCUAUGUAAAAAAAAUGUUAUCAACAAUUAUUAAACAAUUUUUAAAUUGACCGGAACAACGUACAAAACAACCCUGUUAUUUUCCACCAACAUACUGUAACUAGAAAGAAUAUUGACAAAAACAAAUACUAAUCUAUUAGUAUCACGAAUUAGGAUUGAGAACAAAUAGACCACCUCUAAAAACAAGAAACACAUUAAUAAAUUUUAUGCUGUAAAGGUCGAA